AUUUGGAAUAUAAUUUGGAGUUUGGUUUGUUGACGUUGAGAAUAAUAACAUGAUCUAAUUUUAUUUGUAGAUAUGGCGAAUGAUUAUUGUGGCCCAGUCGAUAAUUCUGUGCUCUAUGACCAAGCUAAUCACAUAAGCACAACAAUCUGGAACGGGGGGUUAAGAGAAAAGCUAACAAUCCGUCAGAGUACAUCUAAUCUCGGCGAAUGGCAUUUACAUGAUUAUCAAGUCCACUUAUUGCGGCAAUGGGGAUUUGGGAUGUUUGUAAACCCAAAGUCGGUUAUGCAGAAUGAUGUUAGCUUGAUCACAGCUUUAGUGGAGCGUUGGAGACCCGAGACCAACACUUUUCACUUCACUUUCGGGGAGAUGACUGUGACCCUUGAAGAUGUAUAUAUGUUGAUGGGUCUACCAGUGGUUGGAGAGCCAAUUAGAUCCGAUGAUGAUAUUCCACAUAGGAGUACAUGGCUUCGAAGAUGGCACGAUCCAGAACUUACAGAGGAGCAAAGGAAAUCUGCCUUGGACCGUGGUGGUGUGAAGUUGAGAUUUUUGAGAGCGCAGUAUGGUACUUGCCCUUCGAGUACAGAUCGGGAUAUGAUGGUGAUAUACACUCGGGCAUAUGUUCUCUACUUGUGUGGGGCAAUACUGUUUCCUACCAAGUCCAACAAUGUCGUCCACCCUCGACUGAUCCUAUUUCUAGAGGAUCCGAGCAAAAUUUAUGGAUAUGCUUGGGGGGCUGCAGUUCUUGCAUAUCUAUAUAGGAAUUUGCAAGAGGCUAGUAGAAAGGAUGUCAGGUCCAUAUCCGGUUGUACAACAGUUUUGAUGCUAUGGUCUCGUGAGAGGUUGCGCCCGGGACAACCUUUGAUAGCAGAAAAUACGAGGAUGAUAUGGCCUAGGGCAUUAGCAUGGGCUGUUGCUCCAGUCUCUGCAGGGAGGUCAAAGUUCUACAACGUUCAUCACAACAUCGAUGCAUACAGAGGUAUGUUCGAUAAUUUCUAUUUGGAUUGGGUGCGUUGGAGGCCAUAUGCACGUUUCUAUCGGAGGCCUGAUGCGCAUUUCGAGAGAGCUCUAAUUGCCGGCAUUGCCCGUGUACCACUCCAUUACUUUGAGGAUGUAGAGUACCAGCUCCCAGAAAGGGUCCCAAGGCAAUUCGAUAUGCCGUUGUGUAUACCUCCAGAUCCCCCUGCAGACAUGAGAGGUUUGAGGUAUACCAAUGACAAUCCUUUCAUGCAAGUGCAUCCAUUCUACCGGCAGCAGUAUGUAGACAUGUGGAAUAACUUCGUCCAAAAUGGAGUUGGUAUUGUGGAGCCAGCGGAGAAUGAGAUUUCGGAGGAAGCCUAUAUGGAUUGGUACUACAAUAUCACGAAGCUAAAGAUUAUACCGCCAUCGAGGGCCACGAAAAAUCCGGCCGUGUACCAACAAGCCCGUGACAAAUGCGACGUGUCCAAGGCGAUGGAUUUGAUCAUCACGACUGCUCGAGGUAUGAGCGAGCUCUGUCUGCAUGAGAUGCCCCCGGUUUUCCAUGAUUCCGUAUUACCGACAUUUGUCAGGGGUUAUGACGAGCUCAUGUUAGAGACUUUUGGUCCGACUUAUGAGAGGCCCGACUUCAAGAAUGUGCUGCCCAAAAGGAAGGCAAGAAGGACCACGGAGUCAUCGAGUCAACCGUCUGGGAGUGAUUUCUUCAAAGAGUACGAAGCCUAUGAACAUCCUACAAGUUCUCCUUUCGAGACUACACAGUAUGAUGUCGGGCCCAGUGCACCUCAGUAUGAUGUUGGGCCCAGUGCACAGCAUGAUGUCGAGCCUAGUGCACCUCAUUUUGUUUAUCGGCCGGUAAUAGAUUUUGCUGAUUAUUAUAAUGUACCAAUUUCUCGUGAGGAUCCUAUUCCUCCAAUCGAGGACUUCCCUACCGAGGAUUUUAUCACGAUGCCGGUACCUCGAUAUGAAAAGGGACAUCUUCUCAAACCCCUCAACCAAAGCAAGGUGGACUGGUUGCAAGCACAUUGGUGGAGUGGACAACCAAUUGAUUUGGCUGAUAUACCGACACACUGCAAAGAACGUUCUCUGAGAUCAAUAGCACCGGGCAACCUAGUCGAGGACUCAAUCGUUGAUGAGUAUUGUAAGUUGGUCAUGGAGAGGGAUAGGAUGUAUUACAGUCAGUCAGAGAAGGCUGCAAGAUUUUAUUAUAUGAGUCCAUGGUUUGCUCCAUUGAUGAUAUCAUAUCAUAUCAAAAAGAAGAAUCUUUUAAAGAGAACGGCCAAAGAAUGGGCACAGUUUGAUACUGAUUGCGUGUCAUAUGGCACAAUGGACAAAGGAGCAAUUAAGUGUUGCGAUUUUGACUACAUUAUAAUACCAAUCGCCACGGACGGACAUUGGAUACUCUUCUUAUGGUCCGUAAAGGACUUUCGGAUUACCCUAUUCGAUUCUCUAUAUGACGAUGCCCCUUGCAUGUCUCUACGAGAAUUAUAUAGAAAGGAGUUUGUUGUUGUGGAACAAAUUAUACCUAUCAUGUUUCAUCGCUUGGCCCCCGAGAGAUUCCCGGAAGAUGCGAUUAUAUAUCCACAAGUAGAGAAUGUGGUGGAACGACCCAAGCAGAAAAAUUGUAUUGAUUGUGGUGUGUUCCUCAUGAAAUACGUGGAUUGCAUUUUGACUUGUAAUUCUGAAAACUGGCUUGGGACGGAUUGGAAUGAAGAUGUUAUAAAAAAUUUUCGUCAUCGCAUCGCAUGGGAGCUUCAUAAAGGCAUAGCCCGUCAUCCAACGGAAACAUCGCUUCAAGCUAGAUUAGCCGGAUUAUAAAUUGUUAGAUUUUGUUAGAUGGAUUGUAAUUUAUUGAUGGAUUGUUAGGAUUUUGGUAUUGAUGGAUUGUUAGAUUUC
This is a messenger RNA of Daucus carota subsp. sativus, 2868 nucleotides long. RefSeq lists its product as uncharacterized. The transcript has 4 exons. Gene Ontology annotation, biological process: meristem maintenance; proteolysis; meristem development. The coding region runs from base 73 to 2790 and encodes 905 amino acids. NCBI's taxonomy places the organism in Eukaryota, Viridiplantae, Streptophyta, Magnoliopsida, Apiales, Apiaceae. The record is from RefSeq and is a predicted model, not a curated record. Gene Ontology annotation, molecular function: cysteine-type peptidase activity.